This is a messenger RNA of Olea europaea var. sylvestris, 1206 nucleotides long. RefSeq names its product protein PATRONUS 2. Gene Ontology annotation, biological process: regulation of mitotic cell cycle. The record is from RefSeq and is a predicted model, not a curated record. NCBI's taxonomy places the organism in Eukaryota, Viridiplantae, Streptophyta, Magnoliopsida, Lamiales, Oleaceae. The transcript is spliced from 5 exons. Bases 88 to 720 code for a protein of 210 amino acids.
CUCUUUCUCUCUCCCGCAGCAGUGAUAUUUUGGUCGAUCUGUUCAACAUCAAGAAGAUAGUGUAAUAUUAGUUCGUGAAAGAGAAACAUGGAAAAACCUCUAACUCAGAAGCCACUGUUCAUCCAAGAUGAGAAUUCGACCAUCCAACGCAAAAAGGCAGUGGUUCAUGGUAAAUCAAGGAGUUCCAAGCCGAUUUCUGAGAAGGGUGGAGCAGCACUUGAAAGUCGUAGAGCUCUUAACGACAUUACAAAUAAGUCAUUCCUUCAUCCUGAGGCAUCAUUGAAGAAAAAGAAUUCACAAACUAAGAAACAUAAUGUUUUAGAGGAAGGAUCUUUACACAAUCAUGUUAUUGAGGCUGAAGAAUCCUCAAAGACGAAGAGUGUAAACGCGAAUCUUAAUAUCGCAGAAGAGGGGUUUUUGCAUGAUCACAACAAAUGCAUUGAGGCAGAGAAAGCAUCUGUGGAACGUCACUUUUGGGAUAUCGUUCUUCCUGGACAUGAUUCUGCAGGUCCAGUGCCAAGAUUGGCAAAGAUCGAUCCCGAUUUCAGUAGCCUAGCAGAACUAAAGGAAAUAAAUGAAGAUUGGUUGAACUCUUCGUCAUGGUGGAAAUCUCCUCCACGUUCUCCAACGUGUUGGGAUUCUCCACCUGCCUCUCCUUUUGCAUGGGAGCACGAGUCCGUUGAAUUUACUUUGAAGGAAGAAGAUGAUUGUCAUGUAUGAGUGAUCCUCUCUAUUUUUUGUUACUUGGUACAUUAAGCAAACAUGGGUUUUGAAGUCGACUGAGCUAAUUUCAAACCUCAAAGGCAUAUGAUAAGCAUCUAGUACUAUACAAUUCACCACCAAGCUGUAACAACAUUGCAGGAUUGCAUUCUCAGCGACAGUCAAAUGUUGAUUCGCAUCUUCUUGAUGCCUCUAACCAUCUAUAUGCAGAAUUACUUGUAAUGUUAUAAUUGGUCUAGAUUAGAAAGUUUGUUCUUGUUUAUUUGUUUUGGAAUAUCACAGUCAAUUGAUCUCUCACUUUCCUUUCCAUCAAACUAGUAGAUCCUAAACUUAAUAUGCCUUCUUGAUUAUAUGACAUUGAGUUUGAAAUUUGAUGUCUCGUUUCACAGUAGGUUGGUAGUGCUUCAGUGUAAUCAUGAAAAUUGAGGAGACUCUGUUCUUGUUUGAUGUACAAUACUAAGCUCAACUGAAAUCACAAUGCUUAAA